Didymella exigua CBS 183.55 is the source of this 1122-nucleotide messenger RNA. RefSeq lists its product as uncharacterized. Lineage: Eukaryota; Fungi; Ascomycota; Dothideomycetes; Pleosporales; Didymellaceae. The transcript has a single exon. Bases 81 to 899 code for a protein of 272 amino acids. The record is from RefSeq and is a predicted model, not a curated record. Gene Ontology annotation, molecular function: peroxidase activity.
CGACUAUCAAGGCCCUACCUGUUCUCAAACUCUAAUAACUACUAGCUUGCAAUUAUAACUUCUUUGCUGAACGUCUCACCAUGGCCCCCGAGCGGUCGCCUCUGAUGGCCAAACAUGCUGCUAUAGGAGAGUAUGUGCCUGCUGGACCUAGCGACAAACGUAGUCCAUGCCCUAUGAUCAACUCCCUCGCAAAUCAUGGAUACCUUCCUCGCAACGGCCAGAAUAUUCUCGCACACGAGAUUAAAGCCGCGAUGGCAGAAACUGGGGUUUCAGAAGCGCUAGGCGCGAUAUUCGUAAAUGCAGUAUACAAUGUGCACCAAAGUAAGAGCGAAAAGAGCAGAGCCGGAUUGCUGUCUCGUCUGUACACCACAGUCCGCGAUCCUUGGACGCUGCUAUCAAGUUUCGGCAUGCGCAGAUCAGAUCAGAAGGAUAGCGCAGGGAGACCAGUCCUCGACCUGGAUCAACUUGCACUCCCUGGCGCUGUGGAGCACGACAUCUCACUCACAAGGCGAGAUCACGCACAAAAAGAGGGCAACCUUGCGCGGCAGCAUGAUCUCAUUGAGGGACUUCUUGCGACUUCAGCAGACCGCAGGAAAAUCACCAGAACAGAUUUAGCAUGGUUCCGCAGACAACGUAUCGAGACACAGCGUGAAGUCAACCCGGACGUGACUUACGGACCGCUGCAGCAUGAGCUGGCGUGCGGUGAGAUUGCGCUCAUAUUAGGUGUGUUUGGCGAUGGGAGGAGUGCUCCGUAUAAAUUUGUGGAGCCGUUCCUGAGGGAGGAGCGCCUCCCGAUUGCUGAAGGCUGGAAGAAAAGACAGUGGUGGACGCUUGGGGUGGUCGAAGUGAAAAUCAUCGCGAUGAAAGUAAAGAGUCUUGUUGGCACGCAGAUCAAGUAGCACAACGCGAAGUUGUAACGGUUGAGAGGAGAAGCAGAUCACGUGUUGUUGGCGGUGGUCUGGUGCUACUUCCUCAUGUUGUUGAGCACCUCUUACCUCAGCUGCAUCACAAAGACGUCAUCAAAACAGACCCCGCAGCGAGCCUUGGAGAGCAAAGAUGCAAGCAACAGGACAACAACAUAACACAAUACACUCAUUAUAACGUAGAUUAUCACCAAGCCAG